This is a messenger RNA of Seriola aureovittata, 2941 nucleotides long. It is a transcript of the gene cspg5a, whose product is annotated as chondroitin sulfate proteoglycan 5a. Gene Ontology annotation, biological process: nervous system development. The record is from RefSeq and is a predicted model, not a curated record. The coding region runs from base 361 to 1965 and encodes 534 amino acids. Lineage: Eukaryota; Metazoa; Chordata; Actinopteri; Carangiformes; Carangidae. The transcript is spliced from 5 exons.
CCCUGCCUCCACCGCCACUACUACUACCACCACCACUACCACCACCACCACCACCACCCCACCCUCGCUUCGCCAUCUCCGACCGCUGUUGUAAAGCGAUGGAGCCGUAACCAACCUCAGUGUGCUGAAGUGAGCCGAGCGUGUGAAGCCGCGGCGGAUACGAGGAGACAGCUGAGACCAGGCGGCUAUGGAGGAGAAGCGCAGCGAGGCUGGAGUCUAGUCUGCACGCAAAUCUACUGACCCACUCGUCCGGAUUACUUUUUGCCACAUUUUUUGAACUCUGCUGCCACUGUUAGAAACAGGGACUUUAUAUAUAUUUUUUCCCACCCGAUCAUCUUAGGCUACCACCGCUCGGUGAGGAUGCAGGGGAAGGAGGCGAGCUUUUGCACGGGAUGCUGGAGACUAACGCUGCUGUCGUGCGUCCUGGCUCUGCACUUGAUCCCGCCGGCUGUCCACGGAAACGUUGUCGGGACCAAUGUCACGGUGCCGGACAGCACGACCAAUGUGACCUCCCCCCUCAGCGAGGAGGAAGGGCCUGUUAAGGUUAACGACGUCGUCGUCACUGUAACCGGGAUGAGCAGUUCGGCCAGUCCCGACGCCAUCAGCACUGUGACCCAGAGGGCGGGCCGCGUCCCCCGUGCCGGCGAGGAGGAGGAGCAGAGCAGCGGCAUGUUUGGCGAAUCGGUGAUUCCUGCGGUGGAGGAAGUGGGCGUGGCAGCCCCGCCGCAGCUCAGCCCCGAUUCGGCCGAGACGGAGCACCUGCUGCCCAGCACCCCACGUAAACAGGAUGCCAUGGAGGGCGAGGAGGAGGAAGAGGAGGAGGAGGAGGAGCGUCUGCAGCACACCGACCCACCUUGGAUCCACGCCAAGGACACAGCCGUGUUUGACCUGGACCACCUUUUCACCACCACUGCCCCGCCCCCAGCGAACCCCUCUAACCCCGACAUCCUCCAUGUGGACUUUUUCGACCCUUCCUCCCGUGGGCGCAAUCUGGACCUGGCCCCGCCCUCUCCUUCAUCACUGGCCCAUGAGCUGCAGGGCGGUGACCCGACCUCCUGGGCGAUGCCGGACAACUACGACUACCUCACGCCCUAUGAGGACGGCGUGUCCCCCACACCCGACGAGUACACCUACAGCACCACAACUGACGCCUACGAGAGCGACGAAGACCUCCGACUGUCUACCGGGUCUCGCUCCAGGCCCCAGGUCCCGGGUUCUGGCCCGUUCAUCCCAGGGGCGUCACUCCCUGGUGCGGGAGCGCCGGUACCUAACAAGCCUGUGGCGGCUCCUCCGGCGGCCUCACCAGUGGACGGGUCAGACGGGCUGGGCGGAUGCCGCGUGGGCUACCAGAUGGUGAACGGAAGCUGCCGCUCGCCCUGCGACUCGCUGCCCAACUUCUGUUUCAACGGGGGACAGUGUUACCUGCUGGAGGGCAUGGGAGUCUUCUGCAGGUGUAACGUCCAGGAUUACAUCUGGCACAAAGGUGCUCGCUGCGAGUCGGUGGUGACCGAGUUCCAGGUGAUGUGUCUGGCCGUGGGCGCCUCGGCUCUGGUGGUCCUGCUGCUCUUCAUGAUCGUCGUCUGCUUCGCCAAGAAGCUCCAUGUGCUCAAGACGGAGAACAAGAAGCUGCGCAAGCGCAGCAGUAAGUACCGGCCUUCAUCGGAGCAGCACAAUGAUAAUUUCUCGCUGUCCACCAUCGCUGAGGGCUCCCACCCAAAUGUAAGGAAACUGUGCGACACCCCUCCUAACGUCCCUCAUGCCCGUGCAUUGGCUUACUAUGAUAACAUUAUCUGUCAGGAUGAUCCUAAUUCCCAGAACAAGCUGGAGGACCCGGUGAAGGCCUCGCCCAAGGAGGACGACUCCCUCAACAUCCACAACUCUCUGACCCCCAAACACGAGAACCACAAGGUCCUGGGCGAGGAGAACUCCUCGGAGGUAAACUCACUGCAGAACAACAUGAUGUGAAAACAAAAAACAACACAACCCCAGCAACCACACCGAAAACGUCAAGGUGCGCCGGCAACGGGAGUCCCCCUCCACCCCCCCCUAAAAAACCCCCCCUCCCUGCUCUCUCUCCAACCCGCUGCCGAGUGCGCCUAACCGGUCAACCAACCGACCAACCAACCAACCAACCGACCAGCCUGUCAACGUACCAGCCAAUCAACCCAGUCUGCAACCGUCUCUGACACGGCAACACUGCCACCAAGCGGCCCGGGCCGCUGCAAAAAAAAACUUACACCACCACCACCACCGCCGCCGCCACUGCCCAAGCUGAGAGUAACCCCGCCAGCCUCACCCCUGCCGCCGCCUUGCAACAAACCCCCCCCCCUUACAUCCACUCACUCCCCUGUUUCGCAGCCCCGCCCCCCUUGUUGCUGUCACUCUACUCUCCCUUAUCUCCCUUACCUGCACACACACACACACACACACACACACACACACACACACACAGAUACAUACACAUAGUGAACAUACACACACAGUAAAAAGAUGAAAACAUAAACACACUUAUAUGUAAACACACACACACACACACACACACACACACACACCUUCCCCUGCCUGCAUUGGUGUAUUUUGUAAAAAGAAAGAAAUCAUACAGAAGUUUAAAACGUACGUAAAACGUCAUUGUAAAAAAAAAAAAAAAAAAAAAACAUUAAGAUAAAGCUACUGAGAGGUUUUGAUGUUUGUCUGACUAAUCCAGUGAGUAUGUAUAAAUAUUGGGAAAAAAAAUUGCUUGGAUUGAUUUAAAAAGAAGAAACACAAUGUGUCUUGGUUUUCAUUGCUGUGAUUUCUAAUCCUUUGAUGUACUUGUUUUUUUUGUUUUUUGGUUUUUUUUUUUCUUUUUCUUUUUCUUUUUUUUUGUACUUUUUUGGGACUUCGAACCGAGAACAAACAAACAAGAUUCAGACAGUUGUUGAAAUAAACCUUUUUAACAUGA